This is a messenger RNA of Hyla sarda, 1049 nucleotides long. RefSeq lists its product as uncharacterized. NCBI's taxonomy places the organism in Eukaryota, Metazoa, Chordata, Amphibia, Anura, Hylidae. Bases 21 to 1049 code for a protein of 342 amino acids. The record is from RefSeq and is a predicted model, not a curated record. The transcript has 3 exons.
ACCAGGUGAGGUUCAUUACUAUGUAUCACUCACAAUCAGACCAAGUUCGCAACAUCUUGGCAAAGCACUGGGACAUCCUAUGCUUAGACCCCACACUGUCACUGUAUCUGCAACCACAUCCCUCCAUUACGUAUAAGAGGGCACCGAACCUCAGGGAUAUGCUCGUCCAUAGCCAUUAUGGGGGCAAACAACCACCAAAACUAUUUGGAUCCAAAGGUCCACAGUGGGGAUGUAAACCAUGUGGAUCCUGUGUGGCAUGCCCGAAUAUUCUCCUAAGCAAUAGCUUCCUUGAUUCUAGUGGGAUAAAAGAAUAUAAGAUCACACAUGCAAUCACAUGCAGUACAGUCGGUGUCAUAUAUUAUGCUACCUGUCCCUGUAAUUUGGUUUACAUAGGCCUCACUUCAAGAGAAUUGAAGAGAAGGGUGCGUGAGCAUGUCUUGGGGAUUAUAUCAGCAAAGGAAGAAGAAGAUCUAUCUAGACAUACUACAAUUCCACGCCAUUUCAAACUUCAGCAUUCAUGUGAUCCCACAAAUCUACAGAUACUUCUUUCCUCUAUGGAUUUCUCAGUACGAGAAACUGCCUGGAAGGCACAGGCGGUUAACCUGUUUGGCACUGGGCAUACAUCAGGUUCCGAUCAAGAUGCUCUGAGAUCAAAUAAAAUCAUUUUAAAAAAUCUUUUACACAAGCGCAUGAAAAUUUGGUGGAAUCGCUCUACUUUGGAGCAAUAUCUUACAAAGAAUUUUAUCCCACGUGGCCUACGGAUUCAAACGUUUCCUUCCUAUGGUCGUGACGACGAAGAAUUUUGUACAAAAUGGGAGGAGGUUAGUACCAAAAGUUCCCUGAUGUAUAUGCAACUGAUCAUUGAGUUGAAUACUAGAAGUCUCUCUGAAAUCUCAUUACAAAUUGACUCUACCACGAAAGCUAUCUAUGAUGUAUUGACUCCAUCGGAUUUAGAAACCUAUAAAAAGGAAAUGGAUGAUAUGCAGGAUUCAUGGGAAAAACAAAUCCAAAUCCCACUCUAUGUCUUCUACAAAUUCAUAUGGAGGUGA